UUCUAGUGCCACCAGAGGGCAUUCAUUCAUCCUUUCCAUUGAAUGGCUCCUGCCUAUGAGUGACCUGUGUCUUGACUGCUUGGAAGGGGAGUGAAGGGCCAGCAAUGGUGGGUCAGUUCUGCGGGUCAGUUCUGGCUGCAGAGAGUUGGCAGAGUUCUGGAUUUCACUGGAAGCCUCUUGCCAGCGGCAGGUUGAGCCUUGCCUCAUGAUGGCUUCCCAGGUGUGCCAGAACUACCACCCCGAGUGUGAGGCUGCUGUGAACCGUCUGGUGAACCUGGAGCUGUCUGCCAGUUACGUCUAUCUGUCCAUGGCCUACUAUUUUGAACGGGACGAUGUUGCCCUCGACCACACGGCUGCAUUCCUGAACGAGGAGUCCCUCAAAAAGAGAGGGUAUGCGGAGGAGUUCCUGAGCUACCAAAACCAGCGAGGGGGACACAUCAUCCUUCAGGACAUCAAGAAGCCGGACCAGGAGUGGCAGAACAGCCUGGGAGCCUUCCAGAGCGCCCUGCGGCUAGAGGAGAAGGUGAACCAAGCCCUCCUGGACCUCCACCGACUGGCUACCGAGAAGGAGGACUCGCAUCUGUGUCACUUCCUCAAGUCUCGAUUUUUGACGGAAGAAGUGGAGACCAUCAAGAAGCUGGGAGACCACAUUGCCAACCUGAAGCGUUUGGGAGUGCCCCAGGACGGCAUGGGAGAGCACCUCUUUGACAAGCUCACCUUGGGGAACAGCAGCUGAACCGGCAGCAAUUCUUUAUGUAGGCCAUGCAGUAGACCACUGAACUUCUUAGA
Messenger RNA from Hemicordylus capensis (graceful crag lizard), 789 nucleotides. Its product is annotated as ferritin heavy chain A-like. Gene Ontology annotation, molecular function: ferrous iron binding; ferric iron binding. The record is from RefSeq and is a predicted model, not a curated record. The transcript has 4 exons. Gene Ontology annotation, cellular component: cytoplasm. Lineage: Eukaryota; Metazoa; Chordata; Lepidosauria; Squamata; Cordylidae. Gene Ontology annotation, biological process: intracellular iron ion homeostasis; iron ion transport. The coding region runs from base 206 to 736 and encodes 176 amino acids.